AUGUCCUCGUCGCUCUUCUUCGGCUACCCUCAGCUGGCCGUCAUCCCCAAUGCCGGCAUCCUCGGCCUGACUGCCUACUGCUUCUCGACCGUUGCCCCGCUCUGGGCGUUCGGCUGGCUCGGACCUCAGAUUCGACGCAUCUGCCCGGACGGCUUCACGCUGGCCGAGUACAUCCGACGCAGGUACGGCUGGCCUGUCGGCGUCCUUUCGGGACUCAUCUUUGUCGGCUUCAUGUUCUGCUUUAUGCUUGUUGAACUCAACACGUACGGAUCGACGGUCAACGUGCUCGGCGGCGUCAACCCGACCAUCGCGGCGCUCAUCGUGGCGCUCAGCACGACCAUCUACACCGCUUACGGCGGCUUCAAGGCGUCGCUCUACACGGACAACGUCAAUGCGGUCAUCAUCAUGAUCUUUGUCGUGAUCGCCUCGAUCGCGGUGGGUGUCAACCUCGACAUCGACCACGCGCGCGUCGAGUCGUCGGGCCUGCUCAAGCCGCAGCGACUCGGCGGCGAGCUGUGGUACAUCCUCACCGCCGCGCUCGUCUUCAGCCAGAUGUUCAACCAGGGCUUCUGGCAGCGCGCGUUUGCGUCCAAGAACAACAAGACGCUCUACCUCUCGGUCAUCUUUGCCACCGUGCCGCUGUUCGCCAUCUGCUUCAUCGUGGGCAUGGCAGGUCCGCUGGCGUGGUGGGCAGGCCUGUUCGACGGCCCUACCGCCGAGGACGACGGAUCGCUCACGUUCUUCUACAUCAUCAACACGCUGCCCAACUGGGUGACGGGCAUCGUGAUCGUGCUCGCCGGCUGCCUCAGUUCGUCGGCGUACGAUACGUUCCAGUCGGCGCAGAUCUCGACGAUCCAGAACGACGUCUUCCUCGGCCGCGUCAACAUCUGGUGGUGCCGUGCGAUCCUGGUGCUGAUCAAUGUGCCGUCGGUGGUGCUGGCGGUCAAGAACAUUGACAUCCUCGAGGUGUUCCUCGUGGCCGAUCUUGCGGCCAUUGCUUGCAUUCCGGCGUUCCUGCUCGGUCUGGUGCCGCAACUCUACUUCCUCAACGGCGUCGAUGCGGUGGGUGGCGCCGUGGGCGGCUUCUUGACGGUCUUCUUGUUCGGUACAGCCUUCUACGGCAGUGCCGAGGAGGGCAUCAAGCUGCUGGGCCUGCCCAACGGCCUGUACAUCGACGACUUCAGCGUGCUCGGCGCGUUCUUCGCCGCACCGCUCGGCAGUCUGGGCUGGACGUUUGCCACGUUCGGCAUGCGCGCUGCCGCCACGUGGGCCUACUGCCGCUACACGGGCCGCGACUUCAACGUGUUCGAGUACCGCGAGUUCGACGUGACCAAGUGGGCGCUCCCCGAGGACAGGCCGGCGGACUUCCACGGCGUGCACGGCUCGGGCAAUCCCAACGACGGCCACAAGCUCGAAGACCCCGCCGUGCUCCCGGAAGGCGCCAAGCUGAAGCGAUACGGCUCGGAGGCCUCCACCAACUAA
Molecule: messenger RNA, 1482 nt
Organism: Moesziomyces antarcticus
Lineage: Eukaryota; Fungi; Basidiomycota; Ustilaginomycetes; Ustilaginales; Ustilaginaceae
Product: urea transporter
Exons: 1
Coding region: 1-1482 (493 amino acids)
Biological process (GO): transmembrane transport
Cellular component (GO): membrane
Molecular function (GO): transmembrane transporter activity
Source: RefSeq, a predicted model, not a curated record